AUGCUGGGCGAUUCGUCCAACAUGCGCAAUCCGGUUACCGGAGCGGACGUGACAGUGGCCCCGAGAGGCGCUGUCCUCCUGGCGGACCUCCCCAGCCCCAAGCGCAUCCCGCCUUUGGAGGCUGGCACAUCCCUGCUCGUGUUAAUUCUCGCCCUCUCGAUCAGCCGGCAUCCCAUUAUCGACGACCUUCCGCCGUAG
Messenger RNA from Thermothelomyces thermophilus ATCC 42464, 198 nucleotides. RefSeq lists its product as uncharacterized. The coding region runs from base 1 to 198 and encodes 65 amino acids. Lineage: Eukaryota; Fungi; Ascomycota; Sordariomycetes; Sordariales; Chaetomiaceae. The transcript has 2 exons. Gene Ontology annotation, cellular component: membrane. The record is from RefSeq and is a predicted model, not a curated record. Gene Ontology annotation, molecular function: squalene monooxygenase activity; flavin adenine dinucleotide binding.